Messenger RNA from Penicillium vulpinum, 1320 nucleotides. RefSeq lists its product as uncharacterized. The record is from RefSeq and is a predicted model, not a curated record. The transcript has 2 exons. NCBI's taxonomy places the organism in Eukaryota, Fungi, Ascomycota, Eurotiomycetes, Eurotiales, Aspergillaceae. The coding region runs from base 1 to 1320 and encodes 439 amino acids.
AUGACUGCACCAACAGCACAAGAAUUGCCGGAGGCUCCUAUCGAGCAUGAGGUAACUGAUAGCCCUCGCCAAAUGGGCUUCCAGACAUACAGAGAAUACUACAUGUACGGGUCAACGUUUCCCUCGCAGAAGCAUUUCUAUGAAAAAUUCUUUGAGGAAAAUCAGCUAGCCUAUGAGAGAAGAGGUAACUACACGCAAGCUGGUUCGAUCACAAUGAUAGACAUCUCUGCAAGUGGCUCUGUCUCUUCUCCGCAUGUGUUUCCUUUUCUCCAGGAGGGCCAGACAGACGAGAAGCAUCAGGCGGAGUUCCAACGCGCCACACGGUGUCACGGCAAUGACCUUCGCACUAGAAUUGUGAUAUCGGACUAUUGGAGGCAUACCCUCUUCUACGAUAUCUUUGCCCUGGAGUACGGUCUGGACCCGGAACUUUUGAAAGCAAUUUUCGAUUAUUUUAACCGGCCCAAGGGGAAGAUAUUCGAUCCACGUGCGGUGGCUUCUUUCCUGCCGUGGGAUUCCUGCUCAAAGCAGAAACCUGGGCUUCUUAAUCUUGGUUAUGGACGAUUUGCACUUUUUCUUGAGAGGCAGUGUGGAGCGACAGUGAAGCAUGAUUUGAACAUCGUGUUCAUUUUCUGGACUCCUCCAAGACGGAGCCGAAAUGAUCAAAACGACAUUCCUAUUUCUGCGUCGAUUCUACGCUCUCAAUUUCGCUUUCGGCGUCAAUUGAGCGUGGCUCCAGAAAGCGUUGACCCUUCCACCCCAUUUCAGUUCUUCACUGAUUAUUACGACUAUUAUAACGACUACAAGGUUUUCGUCAAUAUUUACACCACUUUUCUAAUUAACUGGCCUCGUGAUCGAGUAUCUGAGGCCCACCUGAAUGCGAUGGUUUUCCUGGCACCGUGUUUAGAUUUCAAGUUCGCAGAGCUAUACACCAUCUCCACGCUUCUCAGUGAAAGUGACGAGAUCAACCGUGAAUCGCUACAUAUAAUAUGGCGAGCUCUACGGGUUGACAUUGAAGCAAGUGCUGCAAGCCGAGAUAGCUGGGAUAGGUUCUGGGAUCCAACCCUUGGAGAUCAUCAAUCCAGGGACAUAUUUGAGAUUGACCACGACUAUGCCAUAAAAUGUACUAGAAGGAUGGAGUCCCUCUUCAGAGACGAGCAACAGUUGGAAGUCGGCAGGUUAAGCCUAGAGGAGUCGAAAAAGGCUAUUCUGCAAGCGGAGCUUGCGAUCAAAGAGGGAAAACGAAUGAAGAUGCGUGAGUGCUAUACAAACCAUCCAUGGAUAUCCAGAGGUCAAUACUCAGCCUGUUUUGUCUCUACCUAG